AUGCUCGGUGCUCACGUCCUCUGGGACAACGGGUACACGGGCAAGGGCAUCAAGGUGGCGGUGUUUGACACUGGUCUCUCACGGGACCAUCCUCACUUUAGAAACGUAAGGGAAGCGAUCGAUUAUACCAACGAUGAAAAGUCGGACGAUGUCAUCGGUCACGGCACUUUCGUAGCUGGCAUUAUCGCGAGCGACUACGAAGGAUGUCCGGGAUUCGCGCCAGACGCCGAACUCUACAUCUUCCGUGUCUUUAACAAAGACAAACUGUCAUUCACCUCUUGGUUCUUGGAUGCAUUCAACUAUGCCAUACACAUUGGAAUCGACGUACUCAAUCUCUCUAUUGGUGGACACGAUUUUAUGGAUCGUCCAUUCGUCGAUAAAAUCUAUGAAAUGAGCGCAAACAACAUCGUAGUAGUAUCAGCAAUUGGAAAUGAUGGUCCAACUUAUGGAACAUUGAGUAAUCCAGCUGAUCAAUCGGAUGUUAUUGGAGUUGGAAGUAUCGAUUCAUUCGAUAAACUAUCGACAUUCUCAUCGAGAGGAAUGACAACUUGGGAGUUACCUCAUGGAUACGGUAGAGUUAAACCGGAUAUCGUUACCUACGGUAGUUCAGUGCUUGGUAGUAAUCUACCAAAGUUGGGUACAAAGUGUAGAACUCUCUCUGGUACCAGUGUUUCUUCGCCGGUUGUGGCAGGUGCUAUCGCGCUGCUCAUGAGUAGUGUACCACAGGAUCGCAGACACCUCAUCAACCCCGCCAGUAUCAAGCAGGUGCUGAUAGAGUCGUCGCAACGUAUUGGCGAUGCCAACAUAUUCGAACAGGGCAAUGGCAAGUUGAAUCUGGUCGAUGCCUUCAAGAUGCUCCAGCGUUACACUGCCAAGGUUUCAUUCUCACCGUCCUCCGUUGACUUUACGGACUGUCCAUACUUUUGGCCAUACUGUUCGCAGCCAAUCUAUCACGACGGUCUGCCAACCAUUGUCAACGUCACCAUCAUCAACGGUAUGGAUGUAUCGGGACAGUUUAUCGCACCACCCAAGUGGAUACCCGGAAAGAAUGGAAAUCUGCUACACGUUGGUUUCAGCUAUCAGGAAUUGCUCUGGCCGUGGACCGGUCAUCUGGGUCUGCACUUGUCUGCCACCAAGGCAGCUGCCAACUUUGAGGGUAUAAUAGAGGGUUUCGUACAGGUCAAUAUCACUUCACCGCCACGUCUCGGCGAGAAACAGCCAAGAUUCCAAUCGAUGAUGUUGCCGGUUCGUGUCCAGGUUAUUCCGACACCACCGCGCGCCAAGCGUAUCCUCUGGGAUCAAUAUCAUAGUCUGCGUUAUCCAUCUGGUUUCCUGCCAAAGGAUGCACUCGAUAUGGACGAGCCAUUCGAUUGGAAUGGUGACCAUCCACACACCAACUUCCGUGCGAUGUACCAACGACUUCGUGAGUCUGGCUACUUCUUGGAGGUACUGAAUUCACCACUGACCUGUUUUGAUCCUAAAUCCUAUGGUGCCCUUUUAAUUGUUGAUCCGGAGGAAGAGUUCUUCCCAUCAGAGAUUAAAAAGAUCGAGGAGGAUGUAAGAGCCAACGGUUUGAAUCUCAUUGUUUUCGCAGAUUGGUACAACGUCCAGGUGAUGAACAAGAUCAAAUUCCUUGACCCCAACACCAAGAAGGAUUGCACACCUGUGACUGGUGCCUCUAAUAUUCCGGCGCUCAAUGAUUUCCUCUCGAAUUUCGGUAUCUACUUUGGUGACACCAUCUACAACGGUGAGUUCACUAUUGGCAGUCGUACUGGCUACUACUCAUCCGGUACCAGUAUCGUUGGUUUCCCAAAGGGUGGUCGUCUUUUGUACACUACCCUCUCUAAUUUGAAUCGUCAAAUCUUGAUGUCACUCUCGGGAACGGCAAGAGUACCGAUUCUCGGAUUCUACCAGACUCUCUCCAUGGAAGAUGAGCUGAGUAGCACCAGCAGCGAGGAGGACCAGAAUCCAGGAAAGAUCGUAGUGUUUGGUGAUUCUUCGUGUCUCGACGAGGCAAUACAAAAGGCAGGCGCUAGAUAUGUCGACGACUGCUACUGGUUGCUCGAUAACAUACUUCAGGUGACUCAGGAGGGAAAGGACUUAAAUACACUGUUCCCUGGACUCACUCAGAUCGAAGGUCACCUCUUGCCAUACGAGGGUAACGAUAGAACGAGUUGGUCACUUCCAAAGAGACCGAGCGAUCUCUCAGAGAUGGAGAAGCUCUCGCAGGUCAUGCAUAGCAAAGAUCUACAGGGUGACAUGUGUAGCUCUCAUCCAUUCCAAGUGAACGAAGAUAAAUUCUACUGGGAGAGUCACCACAAGUAUCAUAAUCUCUCAUGGAGCAAUCGUGCUCACGUCUUACCAUCGGAGUAUCCAACCUAUCCUCCAGACACCAAUCACAACAUCAAUCCUCAAUAUCUUUAUCCUUACAUAUUAAUUAUUUUGGCACUAGUGCUGUUAUUGGCUCACUUCUUUAGAAAGAAACCAACAAGACAACAAGCUAGAUCAAGUAGUGAAGCUGUUCAGGAGGCAGUAGCUUUUAAAGUACAAUAA
This is a messenger RNA of Heterostelium album PN500, 2553 nucleotides long. RefSeq names its product membrane-bound transcription factor peptidase (gene mbtps1). Gene Ontology annotation, molecular function: serine-type endopeptidase activity. The coding region runs from base 1 to 2553 and encodes 850 amino acids. The transcript has 3 exons. Gene Ontology annotation, biological process: proteolysis. NCBI's taxonomy places the organism in Eukaryota, Evosea, Eumycetozoa, Acytosteliales, Acytosteliaceae. Gene Ontology annotation, cellular component: Golgi apparatus. The record is from RefSeq and is a predicted model, not a curated record.